Molecule: messenger RNA, 1704 nt
Organism: Helobdella robusta
Lineage: Eukaryota; Metazoa; Annelida; Clitellata; Rhynchobdellida; Glossiphoniidae
Exons: 4
Coding region: 1-1704 (567 amino acids)
Source: RefSeq, a predicted model, not a curated record
AUGUAUGAGCUAGGGCCUAACGCAGAAUCACUGUUUAAAAAAAAGUUAAAAAACUCAAAAUCUACAAACGACAAUAACAAAACAGGAGUUGAUAUUUAUAAAAAAUCAGCAGUAGAUGACAAAAUUGUGCUAAAAAAAUUGUUUCGGGGUCGAAAUUUUAGCAGAAAAAGAUUUGCUACCGGGCGCAAAUCUAAUAGGAAACUGUUUAAUGAUGAACAAUUAUUUUCAGCAAAUUUUGUUGGCAAUUCAUGCUCAGCCACUGAUAAACUAAAAUUUUCAAUCAGUUCGAAAGACGUUACGAAUGUUUUCGACUAUACGGAGAACAAUUUCGUUAUAAAUUCUUCCGCAUAUCAACAGUUGGAUCACAAAGAUUCUUCUAGUAAUUUUCAAACAGAAGCAGCAAACUUCUCAAAAGUCGAAUUGAACAUAGAUCGGUUAGCUGAUAACAUUCUUCACAAUCUUUUCAAUUCAUCUUCCUCCAACGAUAACACCCUCGCCACAUCUAUCGCCAACAUCUUCAACAGCUCUUAUAAAUUGUCCAUCUCAGAAAUUCAAAAUCUGCUUCUAUUAACUAUAAAAAAAUUUACCGAUUCCAAAGAGUUUGGUCCAGAUUCAUCUGCAAAACAUUUGGAAGACUUGAAAAAGUUGUAUGAACUUCAUGGAAAAAAAGAUUUCAAUCCAGAUUCAGAUAUUUUAAAAUUAAUUAAUGAUAUCUACUAUUCCAAACUCAACUUUGAUCGCGCAACAAAUGUUCAGUACAAUUCCUCAGGAUAUUCGAAUGCAGAUUUUAAUUUUGAACAAGGAGUAACAAAACGACCCAGAUUUUACAAACCGAGAUCCUUCCCCAAAUUCAUAAAAGCGAAGAAACAAGUUUUGCAGAAGCGCAGUCACAAACGUUUCAUCGGCUUGCAAAUCAGCAAACUUCAAUCGCAGUCGACCAUCCAGAGAUCGAGUAAAAUUAGACGGAGAACCAUGACGACGAGUGUUUGUACCGGAAGUAAGUUGAGUUCGUUUAAGAAGAAAUCAAAUACUGAAAAGUUGAGGCCGCUAUCCGAUCUCAAAUUCAGCAUCUUCAAGGCAAUCUCAGUUGAAAAAAAUCUUUGUAAAGUGAAUGAAGAACUGGAAAGAACAUGCAAAAAGACGGCGGAACUGUUGAGAAUGAACCGCCUGAAGUACGUGAGCGAGGAACAAAGGAAGUCAAAGACGGGAAGGAGGUCUCUUACAAGGAAAAAGUUUUCACAUUCCACGAAGAGACCAGAAAAUUUUGAAGUGAAAUUAGGCCCUCCAUCUCUGAAGGGCCUAAGGAAAAGUUCCGGCAACAACAAUAGCGGGUGGUAUAAAAAUGAUACAAAAACAUUUCUAAGCGGUCGUAAACAUUUCGCGAGUUUCUCCCGCGACACAGCAGGGGGUUCGCAUCGAAGUUGGACUCAAAACGAGGAAACAAAAUCUGUGAAGAAGGAGGUCGUAAGUGCAGGUAAGAAGAACACGUCAACAAAAACCAGCAAAGGAGCAACGAUUGAAAAACCAAAAAAGAAUCUCAGUAGCGCUAACUCUUUGAAGGACCAUAAAAAAAUUUCUACCUCUUCGACAUCACAACCUCGAGGCACUUGCCACAACGACAACUGGUUCGUUAUUUACGAUAAGUGCAAGUCUCCGCUCACCAAAGCUAAACAUUCUUCAAACAUUGAUCAACCCAAACCUUAA